Messenger RNA from Aspergillus oryzae RIB40, 525 nucleotides. RefSeq lists its product as uncharacterized. The record is from RefSeq and is a predicted model, not a curated record. The transcript is spliced from 3 exons. Bases 1 to 525 code for a protein of 174 amino acids. Lineage: Eukaryota; Fungi; Ascomycota; Eurotiomycetes; Eurotiales; Aspergillaceae.
AUGCCAACACGGCAUGAUUGCCAAAUCGGGACGCCGACUGAUUCACACAAUGCUUCCUCGAAAAUCACGAACGAUGAAGACGCAACCAGCCAAUUCACGGCAAAAACACCCCAUAUAUACUCAUUCAAUCCGCUCACCCACACCCAAGUUAUGGAAGAUCUUCCUGACUCCGUAGAUCUAAAAUCAUUUUUUGUGUCGCCCAGCUCAGCUCGAACUGUGCCCCGUGAAUGGGCGGUGUCUCUUGGCCGGGCAUUGGGGCACUGGCUGAGUUCCUUUCAUUCAUGGGCCAAGGAGCCAGCACAGGCUGAUGUGGCUCUGGAAUUAGAGCAGAACCACUUCUUCCGGGAUUUGAAGUUCAGCAUAAACUAUGAUAAUUUGAUAAACAUGGUCAGCAAGUACCCUGAGAUACUGGAGGGCAGCCGAGCCGUUUUCGAGAAGGUCAGGGAUAUGGCAAAGAGUGAGUCGGGAAGGAAAGAUGGAGAGGGAUUUGGAGUGAUCCAUGGGGACUUCUGGUCGGGGAAGUAA